AUGGAGAUAGAAGAUAUCAUUUACAAUGACACUAAAAAGAAUAAACAAUUUGCCCAUACAUGGAUUGAGUAUCUCAAAAAAGACUUUAUUCGUUAUCCUAAGGAUAUUCCUCAAAUUAUUUUAAUAUUGUCUUUGAUCUGUACAAUUGGAGCAUUUUUAAACAUGCAACUGAAAGACUUUCCAAUUCCUCUCCCUGUGAUUCUGUUUUUAUUUGGAUGCAGUUUUGAAAUACUAAGUUUUGCAUCUUCCAAGGUCCAAGAAUAUGUGAAUACCAUCCAAUGGAUGAGUCCAAAAUUAUUUUUUAAUUUAUUUACACCAAUAAUAACCUUUCAUGUGGCAUUCGACAUGGAUAUAUAUAUGCUCCAAAUGUUAACUUGGCAGAUAAUUUUAAUGACAAUUCCUGGAUUUCUUGUGAAUCAUACCUUAAUCCUUUGGUAUCUGAAUUCUGUGAAUAAAUUCUCUUUGAGGACAAUGCCAACAUUAUUGUUUUCACUUAUCCUUUAUAGUUCAGACCCCAUGCUGACUUCAGCUGCUAUAAGGGACCUUGGUCUUUCCAGAUCUCUUACCAAUUUAAUUAAUGGCCAAAGUCUGAUAAGCUUUGUUCUAUCUUUAGUGACAUUUUCUAUUAUUAUGGAGAUGAAUAGAAAUAUGGACAAGACAAUGAACUAUUCCUUAGCCUAUGAAAUUAGAGUUGGACUUGGAUUACAUUUCUUAGCAAGUUUUGUGACUGGGAUUAUAAGUUCAAAAAUACUACAAGUUUGGAUGGCAACUAUUUUUGGAGAUGAUGUCAAUCACAUAAGUCUCAGUUUCUCAAUUUUGUACCUCGUCUUUUAUAUUUGUGAGUUAAUUGGAAUGUCUGGAAUAUUUACUCUGGCUAUUAUGGGACUUUUCUUAAACUCCACAAGUUUUAAACCAGGAGUUGAAGCACUUCUUCUUGAAUUCUGGAAUUGUCUAGCAUUUGUUUCAUUUCUUAUGGUGUUUACUUUCAUUGGACUCCUAAUUCCUGCACAAACAUAUGCAUAUAUAUCAUUUUCUGAUUUAUUUUUUUCACUAAAUAUGUAUUUCACAUUGUUUGUCUUAAGACUUUUGACGAUUCUCUUACUAAGCCCUCUCUUGUCUCGACUUGGCCAUGGAUUCAAUUGGCGCUGGGCAUUCAUAAUGGUCUUGAGUGAAAUGAGAGGGAUGCCUAACAUAAGCAUGGCCCUACUACUUGCUUAUGACUCUUCCACUGGAACUGAGAGGGAAAAAUCUCAAAUGUUAUUUCAUGGAGUGGCUGUGUGUUUCAUUACUUUGAUUUUAAAUAGAUUCAUUUUGCCGCUAGCCGUUUCUAAACUAGGUCUUCGUGAUGUCACAUCAACAAAAUAUAAAUCACUUUACUAUACAUAUAAACACUUUCAAGAGUUAACCAAAUCUAUUGCUUCUACACUCAAAUUUGACAAAGAUCUUGCUAAUGCUGACUGGAACGUUGUUGAGAGAGCAAUUAUAUUUCAAAAUCCAUACGCGGCAAGCCAAGAAGAAACGACAGGCCAUCAAAUGGUGAGGUGUCCAAACUGUAACAAGGAAAUAGAUGAGACUCUUAAUAUUGAAGCAAUGGAGCUGGCCAAUAGUCGUCUUUUAUCAGCACAAAUAGCAAGCUACCAGAGGCAAUACAGGAAUGAGACUCUAUCCCAGAAUGCAGUCCAGUUGUUGGUGGGUGCAGCAGGAAGCUUUGGUGAGAAGAAAAGAGAAUAUAUGAGUCCUGAGACAAUAAAGAGUUACUCUGAAAGCAAAAAAAUUCUUACUUUUAUAAGAAAAAUACUUCUCAAUUGGGUAUAUAAUACUAGAAAGGAAAAGGGGACCCCAUCAAGAAAUUUCUUACUUCGUAUAAUCCACAGCAUAGUAUUCACUGAUGAAUUUGAAUAUGCUGGAUACCUUGUGAUUCUAAUGAAUCUAUAUCCUAUUGUAAUUUCUUGGAUACCCACUUUUAAUGAAAUUUAUGAGGCAGAAUUAAGAAAAAGUAACUUCUCUUUUCUAGUGUUUUAUAUCCUGGAGGCCGUACUUAAGGUGGCAGCUAUGAGGAAAGAAUAUUUUUUGCAUACCUGGAACGUAUUUGAGCUCGCAAUUACAUUUGUUGGUAUUAUAGAUGCAUCAUUUUACAACCAAAUCUCCAAAGAAAGGAAUUUCACUGUUAUUAAAACAAUGGUCUUCCUUAAAAUUGUUCGACUGCUUCGUUUAUUGCGCAUUUUGAAGCUUGUAACACCAAAGUUGCUACAGAUAAUAGACAAAACAAUGAGUCAACAACUGUCAUUUAGGUACUCUGUUUUGAAAGGAUAUGUCCAAGGGGAAGCAGACAUAAUGACUGUAAUGGAUCAUAUUUCAAGUUCUCAGCAGAUUAAGCAGAUGUUAGUGAAACGAGUGACAAGAAAUACAGCCCGGGCUAUGAAAGAGCUGGGCUACUUAGAAUAUGAUCAUCCAGAAAUCGCCAUCACUAUGAAGACAAAGGAACAAAUUGAUGUCAUGCUUAACAUAGCUAGAGAAAUUGUGAAGGUUUUCAGAUCUGAAGGAAUUAUUCAUAAAAUUGAAGGUUCUGAAAUUAACAAGUUAAUCAUAGCCAAAAAAAAAGAGAUGUUUGAUUUUCAACCAGAUAUUAUCAGGUCUCCUACUAUUGAAGAAGUAUUAUACCAAAUCCCAUGGCUAGAUAAAGAACAGGAACAUAUAAGCUUUAUUCAGGAAAGAGCCAAACUUGUAACAUUUGAUUGUGGAAAUGAUAUAUUUGAAGAAGGUGAUAAGCCCAAAGGAAUCUAUAUAAUUAUUUCAGGCAUGGUAAAGCUUCAAAAGUCAAAGCCAAGUUUCAGUGAUGACAACAUAAUUUCGGGAUCAAAGGAGAAGGAUUUUCCAAAAGUUCAUACAGAUUAUUUAAUCAGUGGGGAAAUAAUGGGAGAACUAAAUUGCUUGACAAACACACUCAUGGAAUAUUCUGCCACGUGCAAAACUGUAGUGGAGACUUGCUUUAUUUCCAGAAAGCAUUUGUUUGAAGCUUUUGAACUUUGCUGCCCAGCUAUAGAAUAUAAAAUGUGGCUAAAAAUUGGACUUACUAUUACUGCAAAAAAAGUCAGAGAAAAGUUAUCUUAUGAGGACUGGAACUACAAAAUGCAAUUACAACUGUGCAACCUUUAUGUCAAAGAUGUACCACUAAACACUAAAACUGAUAUUUAUGAUGAAGCUAUAAUCUACAUUGUCCUCAUACAUGGGGCUGUAGAAGAUUCUCAGUUACGGAAAGUUUACAAGGCACCUUCUUUAAUUCCUAUUACAUGUCAUCAGAUACAAGGCACUGAAGAAUUCACAAAACUUGUUAUUGUUCAAACUUCAAUUGAUUUAAAAAAAAUCAAAUCGAAUACAAGAAAAUAUAUACCUUUCUGUAAACAUUCUCUUGCCUUACAAUUAUCAGUUGAAGAAAUGACUGCUGCUCCCACUCAGGACAACGCUGAUCAGACCUCUGUGGAGGAACUCUGCUACACUUUGAUCAAUCACGAGGACCACAAGCCGUUGGUGAACACUGCUGAAGAACACUAUGAGAACGUUUCCCUCCAGGCUGAGAGACCCAGAAGUGCCUUGAAGAAAACGGAAACUGAUGCAGCACCUUACCACCAGGAUGAUGAAAAAGAGCUGAAGUAUCUCCUCUGUGAGGUGAUGGUUCAGCUACUAAGUGAAAGGCCAGUAGUUGGAACCCCCGACUACUUCCAUGAAUUAAAAGGCUUGGUGAACUCUCCGUAUACUGUGAGGAACUGUGAUGAUGGAAAGGAUGCGAACCUGGCCCGACAAGGAGGCAAGCUGACUAUCCACGAGCAACUAGUCACUGCUCCAUUAACCGGCACCAUGGGCACUCGGGGUGCGGGAGCUCUCUGUGCAGUGGGGAGCUGCCCUGUGCACCGCAGGGUGUUUAAAGCCAUCUCUGGCCACGUCAGUCAGAGGCCAUGCCUGUGUGGAAACAGAGAUCAUAAAAAGCAAGCCUGUCCUGAGGAGCUGAGAGAAGCUGAGAGAGUUACCCACAUGCUUCCUGAUCCUGAUCGUCAGCAGUAA
Molecule: messenger RNA, 4059 nt
Organism: Elephantulus edwardii (Cape elephant shrew)
Lineage: Eukaryota; Metazoa; Chordata; Mammalia; Macroscelidea; Macroscelididae
Gene: SLC9C1
Product: solute carrier family 9, subfamily C (Na+-transporting carboxylic acid decarboxylase), member 1
Exons: 30
Coding region: 1-4059 (1352 amino acids)
Biological process (GO): regulation of lymphocyte migration; proton transmembrane transport; regulation of B cell receptor signaling pathway
Cellular component (GO): membrane
Molecular function (GO): sodium:proton antiporter activity
Source: RefSeq, a predicted model, not a curated record